GUCAUGUGAUGCGGAAGCAGUAACGCACAAACGGCGGAUAUCUUUAGUAAACACGACGGCGGUAACGUCUGUGUGUAUGAGAAAGAUCUUGAUUUGUACAAAAAGCCGACAUGGGUUUGUCAGAGCUGGAGGAUUCACUGGACGCGAGGCUGCUAUUAUUCAUGGAGCAGCUGGAGCUACUGGGGGAGAAACGAGCCACUCUCAACUCCCUCAUAGAGCAGGGAUGGUUUUCCAUGUCCAAGGCUCGAUAUUCCAUGGGAAACAAGCAAGUGUCUGCGCUUCAGUAUGCAAGUGAGAUCGAGCCACUCGUCUGUGUUCAUGCUAGAACACUGGGAAGUGGUGACGUGGAGUUCUGCACAGAAAGAGUUGCACAAAGUAAGGAGUCUGGAAAAGAUGUUAGUUCUAUAGAGGAUAUUGGACCUCAAGAAGAAGGUGUCAGGAGAAGAAACAAACCUAAGAAUGUUACCCCAGAAAAAGAGGCAAAUGAUGAAGCAAGUAGUGAGAAAGCUCCUGAUGUAACUCCAGUGAGGAAAAGUGACCAGAAUCCUCAGCAAGACCCACUGAAAUGGUUUGGGAUUCUGGUGCCACAAUCUCUCAAACAAGCACAGUCAUCGUUCAAGCAAGUUAUAGAGCUGUCUGCUGAGAUUGCAGCCCUCCAGACCACCGUUUUAAACACCAGACAGGAACUGAAGAAGAGCAUGAAAGACAAACACUUUCUCCGGAAGGAAACCUCAGCUGCUCAGGCGGACGAGGCGGCAGAGUAAAUGACACUGUCGAAGACAAGCAGGAGGUGAUCUGAUACGAGCUCAAGGCCGCAGAUAGAGACUGAAUGGUGUCCUUUGAUUAUACGUCAGGGCCCAGUGAACUUUACCUGGUGGAUUUUUAAAUGGAGAUCACAGAUUUAGCUGUUCCCACUUGAUGAUGCAUUGAUAUCAUAUACUGUUUUGACUGUCUGACCGAAUGAUGUGUAGAAGGUUUGAGGUGGAUGUGCUUGUGAACGCUGUCUUUGAGGAUUUUUCUCAGGAUCAAUUAUAUCUGUGUUGUAGACUAUAAUAGAUUAAUUCAUAAUCUACAUAAACAGAACCAGUUUUAAACUUUUCAGUACAUAAUCGGCACCGCUUUUCUGAUCAAGCAGCAGAGUCCAUAAUUAAAAUGGAAGGGCUUCAUUAUUUAUUAACAAAUCAAUAUACUGAUGCUUCAUAGGUCGUGGUUUGCCAUGUUUGGGAAAGAUGUAUAUCCCUCUUAUUAGGUUAGUGUGCUGUUGUAGUGCUGAAUAAAUUAUGAACAAAUUUGGGAGA
Molecule: messenger RNA, 1298 nt
Organism: Scophthalmus maximus (turbot)
Lineage: Eukaryota; Metazoa; Chordata; Actinopteri; Pleuronectiformes; Scophthalmidae
Gene: vma22
Product: coiled-coil domain containing 115
Exons: 5
Coding region: 111-764 (217 amino acids)
Biological process (GO): vacuolar proton-transporting V-type ATPase complex assembly
Cellular component (GO): extrinsic component of endoplasmic reticulum membrane
Source: RefSeq, a predicted model, not a curated record